AGCGAGAAGGAGAGAGAUGGAAAAUGAUGUACAUUUAAUCGCAACGAGAGGCUAGUAAAAUCAAGAAAGAGAGAGAGGGAAAGAGAAAAAUAUAGCAAUCAAAAUCGGUACGUGAUAGAACCCCGAACGUUGAGAGCGUUCCGGUCAGCCGGCGUUUUUUUGCUCAACCGUAGAAACUCUUUCUUUCUUAAACAAUAGGAAUGAACACACGUUUAGGUUGAUAUUAGACAUCGAAAAGAUAGAGAAACGCAACCACCAAGCGACACCACCAACGUUGUAUUCCAAAUAGGUAUUGUGUUGUUUGUUGCACUGCAUGCACGUACGUACACAUCCAUAUAGAUGGGCAAGGAAAGGUAGGUAGUAACUAGCGACGCCGAGGUGUCGUGUCGUUAUACAGCACCUUCUUCCUCUUCCUCUUUUCGUUGAAGCGAGUCCUCGUGCUCGAAAACGACGUCGCACUCGACAUCGGUUUCGUUCUUUCUUUCUCCCACCCUCUGUCACUCCCUCUGUCACUCUCUCUCUCUCUCUCUCUCUCUCUAGAAUUUACCCUCACAUCGAACACUCUCACCACGACAAUUGUAUUAUUGUUAGCUCCUCGACGACAACAACAACAACAACAACAACGAUGACGACGACGAUGAUGAUGACGACGACGACGACGACGACGACGACGACGACGAAGAGGAGGAUUAGAGGAGGGCCAGGUGAAAUUUGACGGCGUGCAUAAGUUACUACUUAAGAUCGAGAGCAGCAACGACUGACCUGUGCGCUCGCCGUCACUGCCGUCACCGCCGCCACCGCCACCGCCGCCGCUGCCGCCGCCGCCGCCGCCGCCGCCGCCGAUUUAAAAUGUCCUCCGGUAGAUGUCAGUAUUUUGAAGAAGAUGCCUUUUCGUUUCUUACCAAUCGAUAAUGUUCUUACGUAUCAUUCGAUAAGAACGCCUCGACGAGUUAACUCCCUUCAAGACAACAUGUUGUAUCGUCGAAUAUUAAAAACAUGUGUUCUUGUGAUCGAAAAAAACACGGCCAUGAGUAUUACUCGCACGAGGAAUAACGUAACUAUGAAUCGUGCUUUUACUAGCAAUUGUUCUACGAAUUGUCCGACCAUUAGGGAGAUUGUUGAAAAAUGGAGUCACCGGUUUGAGAAUGAGGCUAUACCAGAACCCGUUGAAUCGAUCGAGCACAUCGUCGCUCACGUUGUAGGUUUAAAAAAGCUUCUAGAUGUCACAAAUUUUCGAGAUAAACGACUUACGGAAGAUCAAUUGAAAGAGUUAGAGUCACUUUGCGAAUGCAGAUUGUCCAGGAUGCCGGUUCAGUAUAUAAUCGGUGAAUGGGACUUUCGUGAUAUUACCUUGAAAUUAGUUCCCCCCGUUUUUAUUCCACGUCCGGAAACGGAAAUAAUAGUGGAUAUUAUUUUGAAAAGGCUGAGUUAUUUGCAAGAAGCUCAUCAUGAAAUUCUUGAAAUUGGUUGUGGCUCUGGCGCGAUAUCGCUAGCAUUGGCACACUCCUCCGAUAAGGUUAAAUGUAUAGCAGUCGAUAAUAAUCCGCAUGCUUGCGAUUUAACAAAAGAAAAUUGCAGCAAGCUUGGCUUGCGAGAAAGAGUGACGGUAAUGCAGGCAACAUUGGAAGAAGAUGGAACAUUAACAUUAUCCGGCAAUACAACAAAUUUACGAGAUCAAAGUUUCGCUUUUAUCGUUAGUAAUCCACCGUAUGUGCCAACCAAGGAUAUAUUGAAAUUAGAGCCAGAAAUUAAAAUUUACGAGGAUUUAAGGGCUUUAGAUGGUGGAAUUGAUGGACUGAAGAUUAUCAAGCCUCUUAUACAGUACAGUGCCAAGGCGUUGAAACCAGGAGGUCGUCUCUUUAUCGAAGUAGAUCCAGUACAUCCGGAAUAUAUAAGUUUCUUCGUGAAAAAAUACGAUACUCUAAAGUUGCAUUACGAGCAUACUUAUAAAGACUUUUGCAAUAACGAUCGAUUUGUCGAAAUAUCGAAGAUCUUGUAAAAAUACAUUAUUGUAAUAUUCGUUUAAACGAAGAAGCACUUUAUAGUAUAUUCGUUAUACGCGCUGUGUUUUUUUAUAUCAUUUUAUCUCUCUAUGAUUUCAUUCCUUCAUAUGAUAUCGAAAAUGAUUAGGGUAGUAAUAGUGACAAUAGUAACUUUGAUUAGUUAAUCAAAUUCAAUUAUAUUUUAAUCGUAAAACGUUAAUUAAACAUCACGACAGUGUUUCGAUAGCUGUCGGUCGUCAAUUGAAAAUUACAUACAAUUAUUUAUGUAAUAGAUCGAAUCAUGGUAAUUACAAUGAUACAUGUUUCAAAUUGAUCAAGAUAAAA
Polistes dominula (European paper wasp) is the source of this 2327-nucleotide messenger RNA. It is a transcript of the gene HemK1, whose product is annotated as HemK methyltransferase 1. Gene Ontology annotation, biological process: protein methylation. Gene Ontology annotation, molecular function: nucleic acid binding; protein methyltransferase activity. NCBI's taxonomy places the organism in Eukaryota, Metazoa, Arthropoda, Insecta, Hymenoptera, Vespidae. The record is from RefSeq and is a predicted model, not a curated record. Gene Ontology annotation, cellular component: mitochondrion.